Aphidius gifuensis is the source of this 1753-nucleotide messenger RNA. Its product is annotated as SET and MYND domain-containing protein 4-like. The transcript has 2 exons. The record is from RefSeq and is a predicted model, not a curated record. NCBI's taxonomy places the organism in Eukaryota, Metazoa, Arthropoda, Insecta, Hymenoptera, Braconidae. The coding region runs from base 419 to 1753 and encodes 444 amino acids. Gene Ontology annotation, molecular function: protein binding.
AUAUUUUCUAAGCUCUUGAAUGAAAAAAAGAAAAUAGGAGAAACAAUAAAAUCAAUAAUUUAUAAUCCACCUAUUCAAUCUAAAAACAAUGAUACUGCAAAAAGUUACAUGAAGGAAGGGGUGUCUUUUGAGAAAAGUAAUAAUUUUGACAAAGCACACGAUUUAUAUACAAAAGGUAUUGCAAAUGCUAAACCAGAAACAUUCGUGUUUAGUGCACUUUAUUUUAAACGAAGUAAAAUAUUUCAUUCUCAUGGAUUAUUUCGUGAUUGUCUUGCUGAUUCAGAACAAGCAUUAAACAGUUCGUUACUUAAUGAUAGAUUCAAACGUUACUUGAAUAUUCAAAUGGUUGAUUGUCAUCAGGAAUUAGCUAAAUGAAAAACUAUGUGAAAAUAAUGAAUUUGUUAGAAAUUCUAAAAUCAUGUGCAAGUGGGCUUUCCGGCCAGACCCAUCUUUAAUCGAAGCUCUUCCAAAAUUUACUGAUGCUCUCAAAGUUGAAUUUACCAAAGAAUCAGGUAAACAUGUUAUUGCAACAAGAGACAUUGAACCUGGUGAAAUACUUUGUGUUGAAAAAGCUUAUGGAAUAACAGUCAAUCAUGGAUUGAGAUGUAAUAUUUGUUCAUACUGUAAAUUACAAACUUGGUCAAGUAUACCAUGUGAAAAAUGUGUUCAAGUUGUUUAUUGUUCAGUUAAAUGUCGUGAAGAUGCUUACCAUAAUCACCAUGAUAUUGAAUGCACAGUUAUUCCACAGUUACUUUCAUAUGGAGUACGAGAUAAAUUUUUAAUGGCAUUGAGAUUAACAAUAAUUGCUAUGAAAGAAAUUGGUAAUUCAAUAGAUGCUAUGCGGCAUAAAAUAUCAGUCAUUGAUAGAUACAAAUCUUUGCCAACUUUUAAUAAAUUUAUUACUGAUGCAUUGAGUAAAAUGGAAUAUGACAGUAUUUAUAUAACAGCACCAAAAUAUUCACCAAAUCUAAUGACUCAUGAAUCUCAAUCAGUUGCAUCUUGUGUCAUAAUGGCUUAUUUUUAUGGUUUAGAAAUUAAAUUAUUCAAGAAAAAUGAUUUCAUAUAUUUGCAAACGCUUGCAAAUGAUGAAAAUUUUUUGUUCCUUGUUCAAUUUAUUGAAAUAAAUACAAGAAUAGCAAAUUUCAAUGGUUUGAACAUGUCAAUGUUAUCAAUUAAACAUCAAUCUCUAAAAGUAUCAAAUGCAAUUUUUGCCUAUUCCAAUUUAUUUCCACACUCUUGUAGAAAAAUGAUUGCUCAUAGUCGUCAUUAUAAUGGAAUAAUUAUCCGAUCAACUUGCUCGAUUAAAAAAAGUGAACAAGUUUUUAAUAAUUAUGGUGUGUUUUUUGAUGAUUGUAACAAUCAAGUAAGUCAAGAUUUUUUGAAAAAUUUAGAUUACAUAUGUAAAUGUAAAGUUUGUGUCGAUGAUGUUGAAACUGUGCCUAUUAAAAAACACAAAGUACCAAACGAGGAUCUGGAAUAUUUUCGUAGUGAUAUUAAAACUCUUCAAGAACAGAUAAAUGUUCUAAAGUCUUAUCUGUGUGAACAAUGUAUUGUAAAUAAUUAUUUACCUUUGUUUAAUUAUGUAUCAGAAGCUAAAAUAAUCCUGACACUUCUGAGAAAAAUUGACGAGUAUCAGAGUUAUAAUACAAACGAAGCUUAUGAAUGUAUUAAACUAUUUUUUGAAAUUCCUGCUGAGGAACAGGUUCCAUACGUGACUCUUCAAAAUAUCAGAGCGACAACUCAAAAGUCAUAA